This is a messenger RNA of Acanthoscelides obtectus, 210 nucleotides long. The record is from the annotation of a GenBank genome assembly. NCBI's taxonomy places the organism in Eukaryota, Metazoa, Arthropoda, Insecta, Coleoptera, Chrysomelidae.
AUGAAAAGGACAAAGUUGAAAAGUCUGCAUAACCUUUUGGUGCAGCUAUCCACAGAAAGAUGGCGUGAGGAUGAGGAAUUGCAAUGGCUUCGUCCUAUUUUUCCAGAGCCCCUUGAAGAGCUACAAGAGAAUAGUGAUGAAGACAAUGAUGAAGAUAAUGCCCAAGAAGUAUGUAACUGCAUCAAGGAUGAUGGUGAAGUGAAAGUUUGA